UUCUCGGGCGCCGGCGGUGGGUUUCGCCGGGUCUGACAGAUCCGGGCGUGCGGCCGCGGCGCCGGGGCGCUUAGAGCAGCGAUGGCUGCGGGAUCUUAACCAGACCUGGCUGGAGGCCGCGUGGGCUUAGGGAACAACAACCCCGCCCCCCACGCCUGCGAAAAAAGGGGGACUCUGCUGCCCUUCCUGUGCGGCGGCGGGGAGCCGCUCGGCCACCUCGCACUCCCUCCCCGCCUCCCCAGUGGCCACGAAAGCGCCCCUGGAAUUUUGAUUGACCGCGUGACCCUGCGCUCGGGGCGGCGCUUAGCCUGUAGUUCUGGCUGCACUUGGCUCUUCAGGAAGUGCCAUGGCCUGUGCUGCCAUCGUGAAUCCUGUGCUAUUGAGAGGCUCUGUCGGUGCCGUCUGUUCUCACUCCCCUUGGGUGACACGUAGUGCUUGGCGCCACCUUUUUCUAACCAGCAUGGUGAAAUCCAAAAGGAAAACUGACCACUUGGAGAGAACCGCCAAUGUCGUUCGACAGGAGGUGGUGGCGGCUGCCAAGGUGUGUGGAGUUGCCCACGAGUCCCCAUCCGUGAAGAGACUCCGCCUGCUGAUCGCUGACAAAGGGUUUUCCUUUAAAGCUGGCCAGUGGAUUGAUUUCUUUAUUCCAGGAGUCUCUGUGGUUGGUGGAUUCUCAAUAUGCUCUAGCCCGAGACUGCUGGAGCAAGAGAGAAUGAUAGAGCUGGCAGUGAAAUACACGAACCACCCUCCUUCCCUCUGGAUUCACAAUCAGUGUGCACUUGACUCCGAAGUUGCCGUGAGAGUGGGCGGAGAGUUCUACUUUGACCCUCAGCCUGCAGAUGCCUCUAGAAACCUGGUGUUGAUUGCAGGAGGCGUCGGGAUUAACCCUCUGCUUUCCAUCCUGCGGCAUUGGGCAGAUCUGCACCGAGAGUGGGUGGACGGAGGAAGGGGGUGUGAGAUGGGAGUGGUGAGACUCUUCUACAGCGCCAGGGACACCAGCGAACUCCUGUUUCAGAAAAAUAUCCUCGAUUUAGUAAAUGAAUUUCCUCAGAAGAUUGCAUGCAGUUUGCAUGUUACAAAACAGACUACACAAAUCAGCGCCGAACUCAAGCCAUACAUCACUGAAGGAAGAAUAACAGAGAAGGAGAUAAGAGAUCAUAUUUCAAAAGAGACUUUGUUCUAUAUUUGUGGCCCACCUCCGAUGACAGACUUCUUCUCCAAGCAACUAGAAAAGAGCCAUGUUCCAAAAGAGCACAUUUGCUUUGAGAAGUGGUGGUAGGGAGCAGGCAGAGGUAGAAAGGAGCCAGAUUUGAGGCCCAGCCUGGACGGAAAAUGUUAUCUGACUCAUGGCAAGGGGAACUUAACCUGUGUUCAAUCUUAUUUGAUAAGACUAAGUGACCAGCUGGAUGAGAAAAGCAAAGCCAGCUGACAGACU
Molecule: messenger RNA, 1435 nt
Organism: Talpa occidentalis (Iberian mole)
Lineage: Eukaryota; Metazoa; Chordata; Mammalia; Eulipotyphla; Talpidae
Gene: OXNAD1
Product: oxidoreductase NAD binding domain containing 1
Exons: 8
Coding region: 347-1279 (310 amino acids)
Cellular component (GO): mitochondrion
Molecular function (GO): oxidoreductase activity
Source: RefSeq, a predicted model, not a curated record